GCGGCUGUGCAGUCAGCCCGGCUGUAGGCGGCCCCUGUAGGCCCGGGCCAGCUGGAGACAGCCCCGAGGGCCAGACUGCCCUGCGCCGCCGAGCCGGGAGUGGCCACCUGGUGCCGCGUCCUCCGGCCUGGCGGGCCUGGGAAGUGACUCUGGGCAGCGGAGGGCAGGCCAGCCAGCCAUGCUGGGCCCCUGGCUCUGAGGCCACCUCAGGACAUGGAGGACCUCACCGAGCUGACCCCCACAGAGCCAGCCACCAUGGGCAGGGGGCCUGGGAGUGACAGUGACACGGUGUGCAGCACAGCUGUGGGUACGCUGAGCGGAGCAGCUGCGGCUCCUGCUGGCACCGAGACCCCUCCUGGACAGACGGCCGCAUGUCCUACAGACCUGACAUUACAGCUGCAGGCCGUGCGCAGGAAGAGCAGGAGCCCGGACCCUGGCCUGCAGCAGGCACUGCGGGGCCGUCUGCGCCUGCUGGAGAAUGACAGCCGGGAGGUGGCACGUGUACUCGGAGAACUCUCGGCCAGGCUGCUUUCCAUCCACAGUGACCAGGACCGGAUCGUGGUGACAUUUAAGACCUUCGAGGAAAUAUGGAAGUUUUCCACCUACCACACCCUUGGCUUCACGCACCACUGCCUGGAGACGCUGCUGGUGGACGCCACCUUCUGGCUUCUGGUGCCCAGCGAGGAGGAGGAGGCAGCAGCCAUCCGUGUCCAGGUGGCCGAGGAUGCCCUGAGGCUGAUGCAGGAGAGCCUCCUCCUCCAGGAAGGGCCCUUCUUCGUCCUGUGUCCUGACCACCACGUGAGAGUGACACCUGGUGCCCAGGGUGCAAAGAAGGGGCCUCCACCCCCCAGAUGGGCCUUGGGGGAUCUCCAGGGAGAGACAACCUCAGCAGCAGGCUCCCCAGCCCCUGGCCCCAGCACAGCACCAGGGGAGCCCUUGAUUCCAUUCCAUCAGUGGGCUCUGAGGGUCCCCUGGGAUCCCGCUCCUGAUUCCGUGGGUGGACCUGGGACCCCCGACAUGCUGCUGGUGGGCCGCGGCCGGGCCUCCGUGGUGGCCGACUGGCAGAGCUCGGGCCCCGAAGAGCUGUCCCUCCGCACCGGCGACCUCCUGGAGCUCCUCAGUGCCCAGAUGCCUGGCCUGCCCUGGUGUGUGGGCCGGCACGUGGCCUCAGGCUCUGUGGGUUUCGUGUCUACAAGUGUCAUCCGCUUACAGGAGCCCACAUCUGAGCUGGAGGGCGCCAUCUUCCUGGGUGAGGAGGAACGGUCAUUCUUCAGCAGCCAGGGAUGCUUUUCUGCAGAGGAUGCCCGGCAGCUGCUGGACAGGACAUCGGGCAGGGACAUAUGCUCCAUGUACCGCUUGGAUAGACUGGAAGAGGCUGAGUGUGCACAGCCACAGGAACAAGAGGUGCCGGCCGCUUCCCCAAUCCCAGAGCCUCGAGAGACCCUGCAGACAGUGCGGGGCGUCCUUCAGCAGUGCAAGGGUUGCCUGGGCCGCCCCACGGAGCCAGUACUCUGGGACUCCCCAGCAGCUUCCCAUAGCUGGAGCCCUCCAGCGCCCGAGGAGCUUCCCUUCCGCCUGGAUGACGAGGACGGCUGGGCCUGCCCCGGGGCCCUGGGCUUGCUGCUGCAGUUCCUCAACGCUCCCGGCUAUGAGGCCAGCUUCCGUGGCCUCUAUGAUGCCCCACUCUCCUGGCUGAGCAGCCUGUCCACCGGCAGCACCGACGAGGAAGAGCUGGCUGACCACCUGGCACAGGCCCGGGGGCUGGCUAAGAAGGCUGGGCUCAGCAUGGCCCUGGCCAGGCUCUGCUUCCUGCUGGGGCAGCUGUGCAUCCGGAGGCUCAAGCUGUCCCAGGCCCGGGUGUACUUUGAGGAAGCCCUGGGGGCCCUGGGGGGCAGCUUCCGGGACCUCUUCCUGGUGGUGGCUGUGUACACUCACCUGGCCAGCAUCUAUCUGAAGCAGAAGAACAGGGACAAGUGUGCACAGGCAGUGCCCAGGGCUGCAGCCCUGCUCCUAGGGACAUCUGGCCCCACAGGCAGCACCGAAGCCGAGGCUGAGCUCCUGAAGUUUGCCCUGCGCCGGGCCAUCGUUGCCCAGAGCCCACAGGCUGAGGCGCGGGCCUGUUUCCUGCUGGCCCAGCACCACAACCGCCUCAGGCAACCCGAGGAGACCCUGCCCUACCUGGAGCGGCUGCUGGUUUUGCACAAGGUCUUGGGGACCCUGCGUGCGGCAUGGCCCAUGGACUGCUACCUGCUCCUGGCGGACACCUACAGCAGAAAGUGCCUGCCCCACCUGGCACUGAGCUGCGUCAGGGCAGCUGCGCUGAGCACAAGGGGGACGCUGGCCGGCUUCCUGCGCAGCGUGGACCUGGUCCUGCAGAACGCUCCCCAGCUGCAGGCCCAGAGCAGGGCCCCCAGCCCUCCCGCACAGAUGGCCCAUUACCUCAAACAGGCACUGACCUCCCUGGCCGAUGGCCCUGGGCAGGCGCUGCGUGGUGCCCUCUGUGCCAGCCUGGCCCAGCUGCACAGCCACCAUGGACAGCGCAGCCAGGCCAUCGCCUUUAUGACUCAGGCGGCGGAUGCUGAUGCCACGGCUGGGGCGCACCGUGUGGUAGGCCAUUUGGUGGCCCUUGCCUGGCUGCACAUGCUCCAAGGACAGAGCCUGGUGGCCCUGGACAUCCUAGAGUCUGUCCUGGAUGCAGCCGUGGCCAGUGAGGACCAAGAGGGUGUGAUGGCCAACAUGGCGGCCAUGGCCCUGAAACGGAUGGGCAGAACCCAGCGGGCAGCUGAGGGCUACUACCGUGCCCUGCGCAUAGCCCGGCGCCUGGGCCAGCGGCAGAACCAGGCUGUGGUCCUGGCCAACUUCGGGGCCCUGUGUCAGCAGGCAGGCGCUGGCAGGCUGGCCCAGCACUACUUCCUCGAGGCCAUCAGGGUCUUCUCCUCACUGCCCAGCGCAGAGUGCGGCCGGGACUUCACGCAGGUGUUGCUGUGGGCGGGCCACCUGUACACCCGCCAGGCCCUCCUGCAACAGGGCAAGUGCUACUACCUGUGGGCGUUUCUGGUCGCCAUGGAGACAGGCCAGCUGGAGAGCCAGCUGCAGGCCGUCCAGCAUCUCUGCCACUUCUACAGCCGCAUUGCACCCGACGAGGCGCAGUGCGCCAUCUACCUCGAGUUCCAGCUCACACUGGCCCGGAGGACAGCUGACAAGGUGCUGGAGGGGCAGCUCCUGGAGGCCAUCAGCCAGCUCUACCUGUCGCUGGGCACCGAGCGGGCCUACAAAUCCGCUCUCGACUACACCAAGCGGAGCCUGGGCAUAUUCAUCGACCUGCAGAAGAAGGAAAAGGAGGCAUAUGCCUGGCUGCAGGCAGGGAAGAUCUACUACAUCCUGCGCCAGAAUGAGCUGGUGGAUCUGUACAUCCAGGUAGCACAGAACGCAGCGCUGUACACAGGGGACCCCAGCCUAGGGCUGGAGCUGUUCGAGGCAGCCGGAGACAUCUUCUUCAAUGGGGCUUGGGAUCGAGAGAAAGCUGUGUCCUUCUACCGGGACCGGGCACUGCCCCUGGCCAUAACCCUGGGGAACCAGGAGGCGGAGCUGCGGCUGUGUAACAAGCUGGUGGCCGUGCUGGAGACGCCCCAGGAGGGCUUGGAGUUCGCCCGUGAGGCCCUGGAGCUCAGCAUCACCCUGGGUGACCAGCUGAACGAGCGCGUGGCCUACCACCGGCUGGCCGCCCUGCACCACCGGCUGGGCCACGGCGAGCUGGCCGAGCACUUCUACCUCAAGGCGCUGUCGCUGUGCCGCUCGCCCCUGGAGUUUGAGGAGGAGACCCUGUACUAUGUGAAGGUGUACCUGGUGCUGGGCGACAUCAUCUUCUACGAGCUGAAGGAUCCCUUCGAUGCAGCCGGGUACUACCAGCUGGCGCUGGCGGCCGCCGUGGACCUGGGCCACAAGCGGGCACAGCUGAAGAUCUACACGCGGCUGGCCACCAUCUACCACCACUUCCUGGUAGACCGCGAGAUGUCCCUGUUCUUCUACCAGAAGGCCAGGACCUUUGCCUCUGAGCUCAACAGCCGCAGGGCCGAUCUGACCCCACAGCGCUUCUGGGCCCGCGCGCCCUGGCUGGCCCAGGACCCCCACCACAGGGCUGAGGGCAGUAGCCAGCCUCCUUGCCAAGCUUCGGGGGAGUGGGGGAGGGCCCAAGAGCAAUAAAUGUUUUUUCAGAAACUUGCUGUGGCUCCAAGGGAGCUUCUCUGCUCCUCCGGGCCCAGGCCAUCCUUGGCAGGGUCCUGGGGUGGCCUAGUCCUGCCCAAGCUGUCCCCAUGGCCAUCUCUGUGCCCUCCCACCUUCCCUCCCUCCCUCUCUCCCUUCCUUCCU
This is a messenger RNA of Octodon degus (degu), 4368 nucleotides long. It is a transcript of the gene Sh3tc1, whose product is annotated as SH3 domain and tetratricopeptide repeats 1. The record is from RefSeq and is a predicted model, not a curated record. Gene Ontology annotation, molecular function: protein binding. NCBI's taxonomy places the organism in Eukaryota, Metazoa, Chordata, Mammalia, Rodentia, Octodontidae. The coding region runs from base 214 to 4203 and encodes 1329 amino acids. The transcript is spliced from 18 exons.